This is a messenger RNA of Ricinus communis (castor bean), 2857 nucleotides long. Its product is annotated as receptor protein kinase-like protein ZAR1. The record is from RefSeq and is a predicted model, not a curated record. The coding region runs from base 356 to 2527 and encodes 723 amino acids. Gene Ontology annotation, molecular function: protein kinase activity; protein binding; ATP binding. Gene Ontology annotation, biological process: protein phosphorylation. Lineage: Eukaryota; Viridiplantae; Streptophyta; Magnoliopsida; Malpighiales; Euphorbiaceae. The transcript is spliced from 2 exons.
CACACAACAAAGCUUAUGCAAUUGCUUUUCUUCUACUCCCUUCCUAUUAUCAACUUUCUCUUCUAUGUCUCUGUCUGUAUUUCUUUUUGGCGGGAGGUGGGCUCCAUUUUCAAUCAAAAUCUCGUCUUUCUCAAGUCUCUUUCUCAUAAAUCUCUCGACACCCAUGACCCAAUUACCUCCUCCUCCUCCUUCUUCUUGUUCUUCUUCUUCUUCACUGUAAAUAUAUCUAUCUCUCUGUUUCUCUUCUCUUCUCUUCUCUUCUUCUAUACCCAGAAACAGAGAGAAAAGAAAAAACCCACUUAGAAAACCAACAAGCACAAGCACAAGCACAGACAGAAAAACACUUCAAAACACAAUGAGAAAGAUUCGAUCUUUAAACACAAAGCUGCUCCUUUUCCUCUCUUUCUUCUUCUUCUUGCUAAACACAAAACUAAUUGUGUCUCUUUCUCCUGAUGGCCUUUCUCUCCUCUCUUUAAAAUCAGCCGUUGAUCAACCUGACGGUGACAAUCCUUUUUCUGACUGGAAUGAAGAUGACCCAACUCCGUGCAAAUGGACAGGCAUUUCUUGCAUGAACGUAACAGGAUUCCCAGACCCACGUGUAGUUGGAAUCGCAAUCUCAGGCAAAAAUCUACGUGGCUAUAUUCCUUCAGAGCUGGGAACUCUUUUAUAUCUUCGAAGACUUAAUCUUCAUAGCAAUAACUUUUAUGGGUCAAUUCCUGCUGAUCUUUUUAAUGCUACUUCACUUCAUAGUCUUUUUCUUUAUGGCAAUAAUCUUUCUGGUUCUUUACCUCCUUCUAUCUGUAAUCUUCCUAGACUACAGAAUCUUGAUCUUUCUAACAAUUCUUUGUCAGGCUCCUUACCAGAGAAUUUAAACAAUUGUAAGCAGUUACAAAGGUUAAUUUUAUCUAGAAAUAAAUUCUCUGGUGAAAUUCCUGCUGGGAUUUGGCCUGAAUUAGAUAAUUUAGUUCAGCUUGAUCUUUCUGAUAAUGAAUUCACUGGAUCAAUACCGAAUGAUCUUGGUGAACUGAAGUCUUUAUCUAAUACCUUAAAUCUUUCUUUUAAUCAAUUAUCUGGUAGAAUCCCAAAAUCUUUGGGGAAUUUACCUGUGACUGUCAGUUUUGAUCUUAGGAACAAUAAUUUAACAGGUGAAAUACCUCAGACUGGGUCAUUUGCUAAUCAAGGACCAACUGCUUUUCUCAAUAAUCCUUUAUUAUGUGGUUUUCCUCUUCAAAAAUCAUGCAAAGAUUCUUCACAGAGUUCUCCGGCGAGUCAGAAUUCUCCGCAGGAAUCUAAUAGUAAUAAUAGUCUCAAGAAAGGAUUAAGUUCUGGGUUGAUUAUACUUAUAUCAGUAGUUGAUGCAUUUGGUGUAGCUUUUAUUGGUUUAGUUAUAGUCUACUUUUAUUGGAAAAAGAAAGACGAUUCUAAUGGUUGUAGCUGCACAGGGAAGACUAAAUUUGGUGGGAAUGAGAAACAUCGAGCUUGUGCUUUAUGUUCUUGUGUUAAUGGCUUUAGUAAUGAGGACUCAGAAGCAGAAGAUAUUGAGAAAGCAGCAACAGAGAGAGGGAAAGGAGAUGGGGAAUUGGUUGCAAUUGAUAAAGGUUUUAGCUUUGAGUUAGAUGAAUUACUUAGAGCUUCAGCUUAUGUGUUGGGAAAAAGUGGAUUGGGGAUUGUGUAUAAGGUUGUGCUCGGAAAUGGGAUUCCGGUGGCUGUGAGGCGGCUCGGUGAGGGAGGAGAGCAGAGGUAUAAGGAGUUUGUUGCUGAAGUUCAGGCUAUUGGGAAGGUUAAACAUCCAAAUGUUGUGAAGUUAAGAGCUUAUUAUUGGGCUCCUGAUGAAAAACUUCUUAUUAGUGAUUUUAUCUCCAAUGGUAACUUGGCUUAUGCUCUGAAAGGGAGAAGUGGUCAGCCAUCUCCUAGUCUCUCAUGGGCAACCAGGCUAAGAAUUGCCAAGGGAACAGCCAGGGGCUUAGCCUACCUCCAUGAAUGUAGUCCAAGAAAAUUUGUCCAUGGAGACGUUAAACCGUCAAACAUACUACUGGACAACGAAUUCCAGCCUCACAUUUCUGAUUUUGGCCUAAGCAGGCUAAUCAACAUCACUGGCAACAAUCCUUCUUCUUCAGGUGGAUUUAUUGGUGGAGCUUUGCCUUACUUAAAAUCGGUCCAAUCCGAGCGAACUAACAACUAUCGAGCCCCAGAAGCUCGUGUUCCUGGAAACAGACCAACACAGAAAUGGGACGUCUAUUCGUUUGGAGUUGUCUUGCUAGAACUGCUGACAGGGAAAUCUCCUGAACUUUCACCAACUACAUCAAAUUCUAUAGAAAUUCCUGACAUAGUUAGAUGGGUGAGGAAAGGAUUUGAAGAAGAGAACACCUUAUCAGAAAUGGUUGAUCCAGCAUUGUUACAAGAAGUUCAUGCCAAAAAGGAGGUGCUAGCACUUUUUCAUGUUGCCCUUGCCUGCACUGAAGCAGAUCCUGAGGUGAGACCCAGGAUGAAAAAUGUGUCUGAAAAUCUUGAAAGGAUUGGAGCAUAGGGAAAAAAACAAACUGAUGGCUUCAAUUUUCCAAGAAACAAGCUCUUGAAAAAUUCUUGAUUUUGCAAAAGGGCAUUACAGGAUUUUGGCAUUUGAGAGGUUGAAGUUGCUUAAAGAUUGCUUCAGCCAUCAUUUAACUUGGAUUGCUAAUGACUAUAAAUUGGAUCCAAAUUUUUUGGAGUUCAGGAAGUUUAUGCUUAGCAUGAUUGGAUCAGUAUACUUUUUUUUUUUUUUUUUCUUCUUGAGAAUUAUGGAAGUAGGUUUAUUUGUAAUUUAAAUUUCCAUCCCCCUGGGAAGUAGGAUGUACUGUAAUAAAAAAAGAUUAUUUCA